ACGCGUGAUUGGGUAGAACUUUAUGAGAGUGGACCAAUCCAUGCGGCUGAAAUUUGUAAUCAAACGUUCAAAUCCCCAGUCCAAGCGUUCUUUCCCUGCGAGCAAUUUCUUAUUUAGCUAGCUAAACAUUCGUGUUUUCUCUUUAUUUUCAACAAUCGCAUAGGAUGAGUCAUUGAGGCCAACAGUUGGAAAUCUGCUGUACAGAAGUAACGACUGUUAUCUACAAAACAAAGUAUAACGUUACCGGUGGAGCAGAGAGAUGCCUUUCUCAAGAGGAAAGAACCCCUCUUCCAUCAAAGUUCCUGGAAAAGGAUCAUUAGGUGUGAUGGAGAAUCAGGAGGGUGUUCUCAGUAAGAGGUCUUCUCCACCGGGUGGCGUAAAGAAAAGGUCUGCCUUUGUUGACAUCACUAAUGCCACCAAGAUUCAAAUGAACAACCAGACCAAGAUUGGGAAGCCUGCCAAGAAGGCACUUAGGAGCAAAGAAGCUGCCAAGAAUGAAGCUAAUCUGAAAGAACUUAAAGCUGUGUGCUCUAAUGGGCAAUCUAUGAAGUUGGAGGUGGGCCUAUCCCCAGAGAAAGACCUGGUGGUUUGGCCACAGGGGGAGACUACUCUUUGCCCAGGGAGACAGGUGGUGCCUGACGAGUUUGACAUUGACAAGGAAUUCUAUGGUGACGUUUCCAUGAGCGCCGAGUAUGCCAAGGAAAUAUUUGACUACCUGAGGGAGAGAGAGGAGAAGUUUGUUUUAAAGGAUUACAUGAACAGUCAGCCGGACUUGAACAAAGACAUGAGAGGGAUUCUGGUGGAUUGGAUGGUUGAACUUCAGGAAAACUUUGAGCUUAACCACGAGACCCUGUACCUGGCAGUAAAGCUGAUGGACCACUACCUGGCCUGCAGCGUCAUCAUGAGGGAGAGCCUGCAGCUCAUUGGCUCCACAGCCAUGCUCAUCGCCUCCAAGUUCGAGGAACGCACUCCGCCAUGCAUUGAUGAUUUCCUGUACAUCUGCGAUGACGCCUACAACCGGGAAGAGAUUAUUGCCAUGGAGAUAAACAUCUUGCAGGCACUGCGGUUUGAUAUCAACAUUCCAGUCCCAUACCGCUUUCUCCGACGCUAUGCCAAGUGUGUGAGCGCCAGCAUGGAGACCCUGACGUUGGCUCGCUAUGUGUGUGAGCUGAGCCUUCUGGAGCUGCAGCAGGUUCCUGAGAGAGGCUCUCGCCUAGCUGCUGCCUGCCUGCUCCUGGCCCUCAUCACUAAAGGCCUGGGAGGAUGGACAACCAUGCUAGAGUACCACACUGGCUACACUGUGAAGGAGCUAACCCCCCUGGUGAAGAUGCUGCGCACCAUGCUAGCCUGUCCUACUGAUGACAAGCUGACAGCCGUCACUACCAAGUAUUCCCACAAAGUGUUCUUUGAGGUAGCGUGUAUUCCCUUGGUGGCUGUCCAGACACUAGAAGAUGCUCUGAUAGAGCAGCAAGUCUCCUAAGUGAACCACAGGAGAGGAACUCUGUCUGCUAAUAGUGUAAAUAGGUUAUUUAUUUGUAUGUCAUAUAUUUGUUGUCUCCUUGUAGAGGAAAAUGUUUACAAAUCAACAAGAGCACAAUCUGUUGAAUUUGUUUUAGAGUAGUUAUUUUUUACACUAAUAGAGAAUGUCAACCAGACAAUAGGGUUUAACAAUGGGUUUUUUAUGUAGCAUUCUAGAUUUCUCAAGGUUUUGAAUGAACUCAAUUAUCCAGUUGUUAAUUGACACUUGAGAGAUUAAAUAUCUGUGUACUGUA
Messenger RNA from Oncorhynchus kisutch (coho salmon), 1772 nucleotides. Its product is annotated as G2/mitotic-specific cyclin-B3. Gene Ontology annotation, biological process: mitotic cell cycle phase transition. NCBI's taxonomy places the organism in Eukaryota, Metazoa, Chordata, Actinopteri, Salmoniformes, Salmonidae. Gene Ontology annotation, molecular function: cyclin-dependent protein serine/threonine kinase regulator activity. The coding region runs from base 260 to 1480 and encodes 406 amino acids. The transcript has 12 exons. The record is from RefSeq and is a predicted model, not a curated record.